Messenger RNA from Vigna umbellata (rice bean), 654 nucleotides. Lineage: Eukaryota; Viridiplantae; Streptophyta; Magnoliopsida; Fabales; Fabaceae. The record is from RefSeq and is a predicted model, not a curated record.
AUGUUACCUGAGUUACCUGAUGAAAUUAUUUUACACAUCCUUUCAUUUGCGGAUGCAAAAACCGCAGUUCAAACAUCAGUUAUGAACAAACGGUGUAGGUAUCUCUGGGCUUUCCUGCCCGUUAUUAACUUGGAUGACUCAUCAUUCCAAGAUGCUAUGUCAUUUGAGGUUUUUAUAGAUAAUUUUUUGUCUUGCAGAGAUACUUCCACCAAUGUUUUUAAUGUUAAUGUAGAUUGUCAUAAUGUCCUUUAUAAUGAUCUUGUGGUAGAUUCUAUCAUUGAUCAUGUUACUGAUACACCAUCCAUCACCACUACCAUUGAUGUACUUACAAUCCUUGCUUGUUGUGAUGUGAGCAACCUUCCUAAACUCUCUGUAUGUACAUCUCUCACUACUCUCAAACUUUCUUACAUAUCCAGUGAGAUCACAAAUUUCGAUCUUCCUUCUCUUAACCACCUAUACCUCUAUGGUUGUGAAUUUGUUUGUGAAUCGGAAAGCCCUUUUGAUCUAUUUAAGGGUUGCGUCAAUUUGGAAUCUCUGUAUUUGGUUUUAUCUAUGUUUUCUGCUGAAUUAGAGGAUAAAUUUUCUCCUUUCACUAGAAUGCAAACUUUUGAUUUAAUUUGUGGUACAUUUUCCUCUUCUGCCAUGCCUCAGGAA